Klebsormidium nitens is the source of this 1635-nucleotide messenger RNA. The record is from the annotation of a GenBank genome assembly. Lineage: Eukaryota; Viridiplantae; Streptophyta; Klebsormidiophyceae; Klebsormidiales; Klebsormidiaceae.
AUGGCGAGGACCUCGGACGCCGCGGUUGAUAAGGCGAUGCGACAAGCAAGUUCCGUUGCAACAGAAGAGGCGCUGAAGGAGUGUGUGCCUGAGAAACUCUAUGCGCUGUGCGAGUCUUUCUGCCGCCGUGCGAGUCUGUCAUCCUGGCAUCUGUUCUUGCCAAUCUUGAGCCUCACCUGUCUUUUGCUUGGUCCGCAUGCCACUGUCGAAGUUGAGGGACACGAAUGGGAGGAGCGCCUGCUCCUGUGGUGUAUCAUUGUAGCGUACAGCGCCAUCGGAAAGACUCCUGCGUUCAAGAAGCUGAAGCAGAUUGCUACUGCAGUCGAAACGAAGAUCAACGAGAGGAUCAAAACGAAAGCUCUUGAGGACAAGGACGAGGACGAAGAAAUCAAACCAUUCAGUUUCUUUGCUAAAAGUGCGACUCUGGAGGCGUUAUUCCAGGAGCUGAAACAUGACGUCAACCAUGCCCGAAUGAUGUUUCUUGAGGAAUUCGGCUACUUCUUCGCCUGGAUGGACGGUUACAAGAAGGGAGAAGGAGACCGAACGCAGAUACUCUCACUGAAGGGGGGUUCGUCAUGGGACAGGGAGACUGUUGGCCGACCAAAUUCAAGCAUUCCUUUUACGCACUUCAUCCCUUCGGGCUACAUGCAGCCUCAGCCGCUCAGUGUCGAGCUCUUCAAGACUCCGAAGGACGGUUUGCUAAACCGGUUCUUGAUCACGUUCAUUCCUGGCGUGUUUGAGCACUUAGACAAACUCAAAAUCAGCGGCGACGAUUGGAGAAAGACCAUCACCGACUUCGAUGACUUGCUCAUGAAGGUAUUCCUCUUCAUAUUUGACUUUGCGCACAACAUUGAUACCGGAGCAGCUCUGAAACGCGCCUUUGUGGUGCGUGGUGAAGCCUACAAGAUGCACGCCAGCUUCUUCGACAAAGUCCAGGACUUUCUCGCGGAGUUAGCGAGCAACUCCAUGUUCUCGAAAGCAGGAGUCUUCGGUAAAGUGAAAGGAGAAGCUCUCCAGAUCGCAGCUGCUCUGCACAUCCUUGUCGUCAUGCUCAAGGAGGCUGAGAAUCCAGAAACCGGCGACUCGCUCGACCCUAGAGACGAGAUGCUUGAAAUCAGCAGCGAGGCCAUGGACUGUGCAAUCAAGAUUUCGCAGCUGGUGCUGAAGCAGCGUGUUCUGUUCGAGGGUGACGAGAGCAUGAUCCGAUUCUGCAAUGAGUUCUGGGAGUGGGAACUUCCUGACCUGGAUGAGGACAGUGGGGACGACGACGGGUCCAGGCGAGGGCGGCUCAAUUCAGGGGAUGUCUUGAGCGAAGAGCAGCUCUGCAUCAAGCGCUUCUUCCAGACCUUCAAGGACGAGGUCAUCAACAUCACUGCGGUCGUGAGCAAGAAGACGUUUGGCAAGAAGCAGGACAUCAUCCGCCUCUGGGAUCACCUUUCUUCUCACGAUGACGACGACACACACUUCUUCGGGUCUACAGAGGCUGGCACCCUUCCGGGCAUGGUUCGUCCAAACGACCUCUUCCGCAAGAUCAUCCCCAGCUGCCCGUCCGAGUACCUGACUCUUUGCAACCGGCUGCAACCAGCUUACCUUCCAAGACUACCUACCGAGCAGGGUGGACCACAUGAGGAAUGA